This is a messenger RNA of Cooperia oncophora, 483 nucleotides long. Lineage: Eukaryota; Metazoa; Nematoda; Chromadorea; Rhabditida; Trichostrongylidae. The record is from the annotation of a GenBank genome assembly.
CUGACUCGGUCUUCGCGGCAUAUAUGUGGCUUAUUAUUUUUUUUUGUUUUUAGCGCAAUUGCUGCUGGAUUCCGUGGUGGAUCAUUCGAGUAUGCAUAUUCAAGAAUCAAUCGGGCCAUAAGACACGAUCUCUUCACGGGACUUAUCAGGCAGGAUGUCGCCUUUUUUGACGCCCACAAAACAGGUGAAAUCGCAUCUCGCCUCGCCGCCGACUGUCAGACCAUGUCGGACACGGUCGCUAUGAAUGUGAACGUUUUCCUGAGAAAUACUGUCAUGUUGAUGGGAUCAAUGAUUUUCAUGAUGACCUUGUCGUGGCGACUUUCGCUAAUCACCUUCAUCCUAGUGCCCAUUAUAUUCGUUGCUUCAAAGAUAUUCGGGUCAUACUACGAUGUAAGAUUUACAGGCUUCAAGCUUCAACUUUAUGAAAGAGUUUUUGUUUCGAGGAACACCUUUUUACACUUUCCGGUACAAGGUUAUUUCUAA